CACUAAACAAAGGCAGUUUUUUUUUGGUUAUAGUAAAUACAUGAUUUAUAUUUCUCACCUUUUUAAGGAUUUAGAAUUUGAGAGCCCAUCUGAUGAGUUCACCUGUGGGAAUGAACCAUCCAAUAGAGACAAAAACAGAUAUCGAGAUAUUCUUCCAUAUGAUUCAACACGUGUUCCUCUUGGAAAAAGCAGGGACUACAUCAAUGCUAGUUAUAUUAGAAUAGUAAAUUCUGGAGAAGAGUAUUUUUACAUUGCUACCCAAGGACCACUGCCAGGUACCGUAAGUGAUUUUUGGCAAAUGGUUUUGGAAAAUCAAGCUAAUGUUAUUGCCAUGAUGACCAGAGAGGUAGAAGACGGAACUGUCAAAUGUCACCGUUACUGGCCCAUCUCUCUGGAUAAACCUUUGGAAUUGAAAUACUUCAGUAUCUUCAUGGAGAACUACCAGAUACUUCAAGAUUUCAUCAUUCGAAUACUUAAAGUUGUGGAGAAGACCAAGGGAACUAUUCACUUUGUGAGACAGAUGCAGUUCACUAACUGGCCAGACCAUGGCACUCCUGCCUCAGCAGAGGACUUUAUCAAGUUUGUUCGUUUAGCAAGGAAGAGUCACCAGAGGGGACCCAUCGUUGUCCACUGCAGUGCUGGCAUAGGCCGGACUGGGGUACUCCUGUGUGUGGAUGUUGUGUUCUGUGCCAUCGAAAGGAACUUUCUGUUCAACAUCAAGAAUAUUGUGACCCAAAUGAGAGAACACCGUUGUGGCAUGAUUCAAACAAAGGAGCAGUAUCACUAUUGUUAUAAAAUUGUGCUUGAAGUUCUUCAGAAAAUUCUGACUUUGGAUUAA
Molecule: messenger RNA, 838 nt
Organism: Trichechus manatus latirostris (Florida manatee)
Lineage: Eukaryota; Metazoa; Chordata; Mammalia; Sirenia; Trichechidae
Gene: PTPN20
Product: protein tyrosine phosphatase non-receptor type 20
Exons: 5
Coding region: 41-838 (265 amino acids)
Biological process (GO): protein dephosphorylation
Molecular function (GO): protein tyrosine phosphatase activity
Source: RefSeq, a predicted model, not a curated record